AUGGCUCCCACCAUUCUCAUUGUCGGUGCAACAGGCAACACUGGCAGGAGCGUUGUUGAGACCCUUCCUGAAUUGCUUGCCAAAAGCCAGACGCUCUCAAGUCACAAUAUACUGGCUUUGACACGGUCCAAGAGCGGUGCUGCCGCUCAAAAGCUCGCACAGCUCCCGGGUGUCGAAUUAGAGGAGCAGAAUUGGGUCGAGAUCACAGAAACAUGGCUCCGCGAACGCAACAUAACCAGGAUCUUCAUCGCCUCGCACAACGAACCUCUGCACUUUGCUGAGGAAAGCCAGUUCCUUGUCAAUGCACUACAAGCUGGCGUCAAGUACGUUGUUCGCAUUAGCACAACCACCGCAAACGUGACUCCGACUUGCAAAGUCUACUAUCCGCGAGCACACUGGGCGAUUGAACAGAUGCUCAGCUCGCCAGAAUUCAGCGAGAUGCAUUUCUCAUCUUUGCAACCGGCCAUCUUCCAGAAUAUGACUGUCGCACCCAUGGUGGAGUGGGUUAAGAAGUUCAAAGAGACGGGCAAACAAAAUACGUUCCGCACCUAUCUAGAUCCAAAGGCACCGAUUGCAAUAGUGGAUUCCGAUGAUGUUGGAGUUCUGGCCGCACAUUUACUGAGUCAAGAUGACACCACUCCGUUCAAUCACAAGCGACUUUCCAUCUAUGGACCGGAAGAUGUCACUGGUGAACAGCUUGUGAAAUUGGUUGAGAAGCAUAUUGGCGAGAAGAUUCAAGAUGUCAGUUAUCGGGAUUGGACGUUCUUGGACGAAUUUCUCAAGGGUCAUCCUUCCACGUAUUUGAUGUCGUAUAUGCAUGACCAGGCGUAUACUCUCUAUGACGGAUCGUCGAACGCUGCGGCUACGAGUCGAGAGGUUGUUGCGUUGGCGCCGCCAAAGGGCAAGAUUACUGAGUUGUUGCAGAAGGAGUUGGCUGGGAUUUAAAUACUAUGCGCACAGUGGAUAUGUACGACAGAUAGAGCUAAACAGAGCGAGUAGAUAUAGUAGCCAAACGCUUUUGGCUUCCAGCAUUGCUAGUUGCAAUUUUGCUCCAUGGUGGUCUUCAUAGUCUUGCCGCAUAGAUACAACGUCAUUUCUUACGAUGGCUAAUCGUGUCGCUAAUUCGCCAAAGGCAUUCUGAUUUGAACUUCGAGUUCAG
Messenger RNA from Cercospora beticola, 1159 nucleotides. RefSeq lists its product as uncharacterized. Lineage: Eukaryota; Fungi; Ascomycota; Dothideomycetes; Mycosphaerellales; Mycosphaerellaceae. The record is from RefSeq and is a predicted model, not a curated record. Gene Ontology annotation, cellular component: nucleus.